Messenger RNA from Alligator mississippiensis (American alligator), 1369 nucleotides. It is a transcript of the gene AAMDC, whose product is annotated as adipogenesis associated Mth938 domain containing. Gene Ontology annotation, biological process: positive regulation of fat cell differentiation. The transcript has 4 exons. Gene Ontology annotation, cellular component: cytoplasm. The coding region runs from base 84 to 452 and encodes 122 amino acids. NCBI's taxonomy places the organism in Eukaryota, Metazoa, Chordata, Crocodylia, Alligatoridae. The record is from RefSeq and is a predicted model, not a curated record.
ACCCCCCGGGGUAGAGGGGCGGGGCUGGAGCUGCCCGUGCGGGACUGGCGAGCGCGGGUGCGGACCUUUGGUUCAGCUCUGCAAUGUCUUCUCCUGAAAUUGCUUCCCUUUCCUGGGGUCAGAUGAAGGUGAAAGGUUGUUCUGCGACUUAUAAGGACUGCAAAGUGUGGCCAGGGGGAAGCCGAACCUGGGAUUGGAGAGAAACGGGGACUAAUCAUUCCCCUGGAGUGCAACCUGCCGAUCUUGAAGAAGUCGUCAGUAAAGGAGUUAAAACUUUAGUGAUUGGUCGUGGCAUGAGUGAGGCCUUACAGGUACCAGCAUCUACGGUGGACUAUCUUAAGAAAAAUGGAAUUGAUGUGCUAGUUCUGCAGACAGAGAAGGCCGUGAAGGAGUACAAUGCCCUAGUUGCUCAGGGUGCCAAAGUAGGGGGUGUCUUCCAUUCAACAUGCUGAGGCAUUAAGCCCAUCAGCCCUCUUCCAGAACAGUCUUGUGCCUUUUGACUCCAUAAAGAGCCAAGAUUGUUGCUUUGUACUUCAUAUUUUCAGUGUGCCAAGGCAUGAAUGUGAGAUUAAAAAUCCAGAGUGAACAAAUACAGCAAUGCAGAACAUAAGUGAAUUGACAGAAAUGGCGGAGUAAUCAAUUAGAGGUCUGCUUCCUUGCAUCACAAAAUUGAUCUAGUCCUGUAGUUCUGAGGGCUGACUCAUCCUUUGCUUCAUCUUCUUUUGGACUGAAGCUUUGGACACGUGAAUGUUUUGACUAGGAAUACUUUGGAGAUACGACACCCAUAGAAUAUUUGCUGAGUACCAUGGUGUGGCAGAUGCAUGGCGAUACAAAAAGCAUUUGGCAUCUUCUUUGGAUUCGGUCUAAAUCCAGUGAAGAGAUUGACCCAUGAGGUCUCUCCCAAGCCCAUUAUUUUAAGUGUGCUUCAUCCCAUUACCAGUCCUGGAGUCAUCCCAGCAGCGCACAUUUGUUUCUCUGGGAUGAAUAAUUUUCUAAACGACUUCCAUAAUAUUGCAUUUGUAAAUCUUGCUUUAACUCAAAAACCAUGUCAGCAUGGGAUGAAUGUAAAACAUGGGCCUUAAAAGAAAGGGAUGCCCCACUAAUGAGAAAUGAUGAGCACUAACCCCUGUGAUGUUAGUUCACUUGAGUAAAGAAAAAAAUUAACAUGCAGCUUCAGCAGUGAGAUUAACUAGAAAGCCAGAGCUUGAUGUCAUGGAAAUGAAAGCUAAUAGGUACCCUAAAUCAGACAAGAUUAGCAAAUAGUUACUAAUAAGCUGGGGGAGUGAGGCUGGGAUCUUUAUUUCAGGUGCUUCCAAUCAGCUAACAUUGAGAGAAUAAGUAGAUUUUCAAUAAAAGCUGCAGAUUGUAA